This is a messenger RNA of Heterostelium album PN500, 1764 nucleotides long. RefSeq lists its product as uncharacterized. Gene Ontology annotation, molecular function: protein binding. Bases 1 to 1764 code for a protein of 587 amino acids. The record is from RefSeq and is a predicted model, not a curated record. The transcript has a single exon. Lineage: Eukaryota; Evosea; Eumycetozoa; Acytosteliales; Acytosteliaceae.
AUGAAUAACAAAGAUAUUAGUAGUUUUGAAUGUUCAGAUCGUAAAAGAAUAUUAGAGGCUGUGUGUUAUGAGUGCAAUAAGUUGUUGUGUUCAAGAUGUUCAACCAAUCAUAGCAAAGAAAUAAUAGAACAUUCUAAUUUUCUUGAUCAUAUCGAUGAUAUUAGAAUGGCACUCAGACAGAUAUCAAAUAAUAUUAAUAAUAGUAAUGUUAAUAUUAAUGAUAAAAAUAAUAAUAACAAUACAACAAAAACGACCAACCGUUCUAAUCAUAUAUCAAAAAGAUUGGAUGAUAUUUGGAAUAUGAUGAAGUGUAAAACAGAAAACUACAAUUCAUUAUCAUCAGAUGAGAAACAGAUCAGCAAACACUUUGAAGAGUUGUAUAAAUAUCUUAUGAUUGAAGAACAAAAGUUAAAGAAACCAAUCAUCGAUAACAAAGAGUUAAUAAUCAAUCAAAUAGAUCAUAAUAUUAAAGAAUUAAAACAUUUAAUCAACAUCAUCAUAUUAAAUAAUCAUCUAGAUACUAAUAAUAAUAAUGAUAGUGAAACAUCAUCAACCACAUCAUCAUCAUCACCUUUUCAUGACGAUACAACAGAGAGUUAUUCAAUUCCAUUCAUCAUGAAAUCAAUCAAUUCAAGUGAAUCACUUUCAUCAUUCAUCAAAUCAAAUAAUGAAACGUUAUUCCACACUACCACUUCCAAAAAUUCAUAUCUUCAAGACACUCUAUCAAAUUAUAAUAAUAACAGUGAUUCAAUGAUAUUAGAUUUAAUCUAUAAAUAUAAUAAUCAAUUUAAAUCAUCUUCAUUCAAGAAUAAUAAUAACAAUAAUGAUAAUGAUAACAAAACCAACAAUCGUAAAUUAGAACUCAAACAGUUUGAUUUCACUCAACUUGGUCAUUUAUUGAAACAAUCAAUCAAACUCAGUUCAAACUCAACAAGUUUAAAUAAUAAUCAAAACAAACACAGUUAUAUCUUAUCAACACAUCAAAAUGGAGUAUCAUUGAUAGAUUUAUCGAAUUACAAGAUCACUGAUCUUGGAGAAAUAAAUGACUAUACACUAUAUGGCACUCAAUUAAUUCAGGCUGGAGAGUAUAUUUACAUGUUUGGUGGUCGCAAUAAUCUAGGAAAAUACAUCAGAUACUCGAUAGCAGAUCAAUCAUUUCAAGUUAUUCAUGAUCAAGUUUUACAUAGCAUCUAUACCGUAUCAGUGUGCUAUGAUGGACAAGAUCAUAUCUAUCUAUAUGAUGCAGGAGUCUUUGGAAAUAAUAAUAUCAUGAGAAGAUUUAAUAUAAGAACUUUACAAUUUGAAUUGUAUUGUGAGAAAGUAGAUGCAAGUACAUACCAAAUUAUAAUGUGUCACUAUAACGGAUUUCUAUAUAUCAUGGCAGAACGUGCAUUUGAAAUGACGAUCUUCAACAUCAAAGUCAAAACAUAUAAAAAGUGGAAAUCGGGUCAAAAGUUCGAGUGGAUAUCAGGAUGCACUGAUCACAAAGGAUAUAUUUAUUUGUACAACACUGACGAAAAAUUCAUUCGAUUCAGCAUUCAAACCAAAGAAAUCAAGUAUCUCAAUAAUAACAACCAUAGUCUUACUAUUUCAAUCAUGUGUAAACCAAUGAUUUACCACGAGAUAUCAGAGGUAGAGAGUUAUAUUUAUACGAUCGGUGGAGAUUGCGGAAGUGCUCGAUACUCGAUCGAAAAAGAUCAAUGGGAAUCUAUUCUAAGUGACGACAAGUUAAAAAGGCGUUCUGCAACUAUCUUUUUGAAAUAA